CAACAUGCCUAAAUUAAAGAAGGGGAAUCAGGACUAUUCCCUACUCCCAGUGCUACUAGCAUUCUGGUUGGCGGCUCCCAUAGGGGCUGUCAUUACUUUCUACUUGCUGCAACGAGACCUGCAGGCUCUCUAUUCAGUUGAACUGAUAGAAUUCCUUGCAGCUGCUGUUUUUGGCCUAGUUGGAAUCAAUCCGGAUAGUAAAGGGCCGAUUAUACUCGGAUGUAUCUCGGCCACGCUUGGUACAUUUCUCGGAGUUGCUACUGCAUUCACAGCAAUGGGAGUGUGUAUACCAAUGCAGGCCUUUAUAUGCGCAUUGGCCGUUUUCCACUAUGGGGAGUUCGUGUGCAACUACUGUUUCCAGGAUCAUGAGAGUAUAACGUACAGCACGUUUCUUAUCAAUAAUUCCGGUGCCUUCACAAUAGCCCUAUCGGCGGCAGCUCUUGAGUACACCAUCAUGGGUGGAGAUGGAUUGGGUUUACUAGGGAAGAUUGGACUGAUAAUAACUAUAGGAGGACAGUUACUAAGAUGGGCAGCGUUCAUGAGCGCUGGAUCGAAUUUCACUCAUCGAAUAAGAUUACAAAGGGGCGAUGCACAGCAGCUUAUCACAACAGGAGCAUAUGAACUAUGCCGACAUCCAGGCUAUAGUGGAUGGUUUUGGUGGGCAGUUGGAACGCAGUUGUUGUUAGGUAAUCGUUUGUGUCUACUUUUGUAUACGAUAUGUGCGUGGUGGUUCUUCUAUGAGCGGCUAAGGUUCGAGGAGCGGACGCUUGAAUAUUUUUACAAAGGAGAGUAUGUGAGGACUUUUUCGCGCCAAACGUUGAAACGACCUGUGAGAGAUAUCGGCACGCGGUCGGAUGCAGGAUUCCUCUUAUGGACCUAGCAUUGCAUAGAGAGCGUUUGAGGAGAGGCACUAGA
Molecule: messenger RNA, 915 nt
Organism: Perkinsus marinus ATCC 50983
Lineage: Eukaryota; Perkinsozoa; Perkinsida; Perkinsidae
Product: protein-S-isoprenylcysteine O-methyltransferase, putative
Exons: 10
Coding region: 5-880 (291 amino acids)
Biological process (GO): C-terminal protein methylation
Cellular component (GO): endoplasmic reticulum; membrane
Molecular function (GO): protein C-terminal S-isoprenylcysteine carboxyl O-methyltransferase activity
Source: RefSeq, a predicted model, not a curated record